Messenger RNA from Cajanus cajan (pigeon pea), 1801 nucleotides. RefSeq names its product plasmodesmata-located protein 1 (gene PDLP1). Gene Ontology annotation, biological process: transport of virus in multicellular host; plasmodesmata-mediated intercellular transport. The record is from RefSeq and is a predicted model, not a curated record. Lineage: Eukaryota; Viridiplantae; Streptophyta; Magnoliopsida; Fabales; Fabaceae. Gene Ontology annotation, cellular component: plasmodesma.
GUAUCAAUAAAUACAAAAGAGAAGUGUGUCAUCCCAUGCGUUCAAAACCGCAGAGACCAGCUGCUGUCACGUUGGAACACGGUCUUCAUGUGACUACAAAAUUAUCAUUAGUUCAUUACACGUUCAAUCAAUGCAUUCAACAGUUUCUACCUUCAUACGCUCCAGUCAAAUUUUUCAUUCAAUCACAUCCUCAUCUGAUUAAUAGCUUCAACCACAAUAAAUCACAUCAGUUAGCAUCCUCUUAGGCCACACCCAUUCCACUUUUUUAAUAAACCACCAAUAAUUUAACUUUGAUUCAUCAUUUCAACAUGGAUAAGAAUGCCAAAUUAUAUAAAAUCAUCUUUAAUUAAAGAUUAAUCUGCUAGACUCAUUAUUGAGGCUCAGAAAAGAUCAUCUUAGUGUGACAGGUAGCAUAUAAAGGUUACCAACUCAGAAAAUGGAAAAAACAAAACCCCACAAGCCAAAACAAUCUUCCAUGUUGUGAGUGAGAUACAACAACAACGAAAACAGCAAAAGAUUUUAUUUUUCUUUUCACUUUCUUCGACUCCUCAAAUGGGCAUGAUGAGAAAACGUUACUCUCAUUCUCACCCUUUUCCUUUUCCUUUUCUCUUCACUGUUUUCUGCUUCCUCCUUCUUCAUCCCAUGACAGAUGCAGAUAACACAAACUUCGUUUACAAGGGUUGUGCAGUUCAGAAGCUGCACGACUCAUCAUCACAGAACCUCAAAACCCUCUUGGUUUCUCUGGUGGCACAGGCUGAACAAAAGGCCUUCUUCACCACAACCUCAGGGGAAGGCCAGAACGUGAUCAUGGGUCUCUACCAAUGCAGAGGGGACCUCUCAAACACUGCAUGCUACGACUGCGUGAGCAAGAUUUCCGACAUGCUUGAAAACUUGUGUGGCAAGGUGGUGGCUGCGAGAGUUCAGCUUAUCGGGUGCUACCUGAGGUACGAGGUUGUCGGGUUCAAGCAGGUUCCUGAAACUCAAUUGCUUUACAAGGUUUGUGGCUCCAAGAUGGAGGGUUACGAUGAUGGAUUUGAGGAGAGGAGGGACUCUGCGUUUGGUAUGGUGGAAAGUGGUGUGAAGAAUGGUGGGAAAUUGUUUUACACUGGAAGCUAUCAGUCUCUCUAUGUGUUGGGGCAGUGUGAGGGUGAUUUGGCCAAAGAUGAUUGUGGGGAUUGUGUGAAGAGUGCUGAGGAUCAAGCCAAAGCUGAAUGUGGUGACUCAGUUUCUGCACAGGUUUAUCUGCACAAGUGUUUUAUCAGCUACAGUUUUUACCCCAAGGGAGGGUCCAAGUCCAACAUGUCAUCUUUUCCAGGGUCACUGGGGAACCAGGACACGCUGAGGACUAUUGCUCUUGCAGUGGGAGCGUUUGCAGCUUUGGGUUUCUUAAUUGCUUGUUUGUUAUUUCUCAAGUCAGUGUUGAAGAAAAAAGAUGAUAAGUAUUGAGAAUUGGACUAUAUAUAUCAUGAAUCCAUUGGUGGUUAAUACAUAGUUUAUAUUAUAAUAUCUUAGGUGAAUGAAUAUACUUGAAGACUCUGUAUAUAGGAUCAAAGGUUUAAAAUUAAGAAAUAACUAUCAUAAUUUAUUGUUGGUAUUCCAUAAUUGAUAUAUAUGCUUUUGAGAUGGAUGAAUUUGAUUUGUGGCAUGAAAGGAUAAAGAAAAAUGUGGGACAUAUGUUCAUUAGGUGGUGUGUGAUAGAUCUGUGUCCCUACAUGGUAACACGUUUGCAAACAAACGUUCUACAUCUAGCAGAUUAUGUAGAAUAAUGUAUACGUUUUUUUUAUUCUCUGUGACUUGAAAA